GGUCAAUUAAAAAGGAGGGAAAGACGACCGCCAUUUUUCUCCAGAAUCCCGCUCGUUAACUUAGGAAGGGCCUUUUUUCUCCUCCCGCCCUUUGGUCCCUCCAAACCUCGAAAUUCAAGCUUGUUCUGUUUGGCUGCCGAGAAAAUGUAAUGGGAAAUAUAAUCUCAUCAGAAACGGACUAAAUUCAGUGUGUGCACUAAAUUGCUGAUAUGCACAAUGGCAUCAAAUGCCAAAGUUGCCCAGGCCUAUGCCGCAAUGAGAGAGAUUGGAAUUAAUGAGGAAAAAGUGAAGCCAGUUUUGGAGAAACUUCUGGAGCUGUAUGAAAACAGUUGGGAGCUUAUAGAGGAGGAAAAUUAUAGAGUUCUUGCUGAUGCUAUCUUUGAUGAGGAAGAUACUGAGGUAUAUAACGUGUCAAAUCAGAAGAACUGCAACAGUUCAGAUGAAGAUGUCCCUUUUAUUGAUGACAUCCCACGAUAUGCGGUUCCUCUUGCAGUUAUCCAUCCAGGGGAGGCCCAUACCAUGACAUCAAGAGUGGGUCAGAAACGACCACGACAGGUAGAGGACCCUCUUGACGAAUCUACUACCAUGACAGAGGAGGCCCCAGCAGACCCCUCACAUGGUUUGUAUAUCCAUGUGGAGGAGACAGAUCAGGAUUCAGAUGACGAGUCUGCUCCAACACCACAGCCAAAUGUGACUGGUUGGUGCACAAACUCUGGCUCUACUGAUACUGCUGAGCCGUGCCAGUCUAGAUUGAGGCUGGAACGACUGGCCACACCCUGCACCUCUGAUUCAUCAGUUGCCACUCCGGAGCUGGCAGCUGACGAGAGUCCAGCAGUCGGGCCUUCCUCAGAUGAUGACGGUAUUGCAUCUUCACUGCCUAGAAAGAGAGCGGGUCGUGGAAUGGCAAAGGGCGACCCAGUUGCUACAAAUCGCACAAACCGUAUAUGGAUCCGCAUGACGGAUCAGGAGGAGCUUCCGGAGAAUGUCAACCGGACCAUCAGCACGCAUCUGAAGAAAUACCUAAUGGGUCCAUACACCUCUUGGGGCACAGUCCCCCAAAAUCACCGAGCUAUUUAUUGGGCAACGUUCACGAGUGUAUACCAGUGGGAGGAUCAACAGGAGGCACGUAUUAAAAUUGCAUGGGAGAAGUUGUGCAAUUACCGCUUCAGGAGAGCAAUGAAUGAGCUCAAGACAAAGUGUGCUAAGAAAAAUUUUCAAGAAAAGCCAUUGUGGUUGAAUGACGACCUCUGGUCUCAACUUCUCACUCAAUGGGGAACUGAUAAGCACGUAAAGGCUUCAAACAUAGGGAAGCAGAACCGAGCCAAAGGCCCACAGGUCACCCACACGGGUGGUUCACGUGGGAUCCAGUCAUUCAUGAGGAAGCUGCAAGAGAAGAAUCCAGAAAAUCAGCCCCCCACUUGGAUGGAGAUCUACCAUGCCAAACAUACUAGGCCUGGUCAGACCAGCGAAGCAGAUUGUGAGUGGGUCUCCGACCGAGCACGAGAUAUUUAUGUACAAUAUGAGGCAGGAAUGAUUGAGAAAUAUGGGUCUGACAGGACUAAGUGGCCUCGUGAAGUUGACGGCCCACUCUUGGCCGAGGUAUCUGGAGGACCUAAAAAAGGGCACCAGUUUGGGCUGCGAGUUAUGCAGGAUCCUGAGUCGGUGGGAAUCCCUUACCGCAAACGACAACCUCCAUUUUCUGAUCCCAGGAGCUGGAGCAGUACAGGGCCAUCUCAGGAACAAGUACUGGAACUCCGACAGAUUGUGGAGCAUCUCCAAAGUGAGCUCCAUGAGAAGAGCCAGAGGUGGGCGGAGGAGAAGCAGAGGUAUGAAGCAGAACAACAGAAAAACGAGCAGUUCCGACUGAACAUGGAGGAACAGAUGCGUCUCCUCCAGUCACACCUUGGCUUACACACCAGAGGCGAGUCGUUUUGAUUAACAGUACGAUAUGUAACAUAUAUCUGUAUCUACGGCGGGUAUAUAUGUGUAUGACGUAAUUUUUGGAUUGAUAUAUAUGUAGAGUUCUUUAUUUUGCAGUUCAAAUUGUAUUGAAUUUGCAAAAUAAGGGUUAAUAGAUGGGGAUAUAAUAAUCUCCAAUAUUACGAGACUCAUUAUAUUUAACAGUAAGUAUUGUGCAAUUCAAUAUGGUUCAAAUUGCACAUAAAUUUUUGAUGUAUGU
Messenger RNA from Rubroshorea leprosula, 2179 nucleotides. The record is from the annotation of a GenBank genome assembly. NCBI's taxonomy places the organism in Eukaryota, Viridiplantae, Streptophyta, Magnoliopsida, Malvales, Dipterocarpaceae.